This is a messenger RNA of Coccomyxa subellipsoidea C-169, 1075 nucleotides long. RefSeq lists its product as hypothetical. Gene Ontology annotation, biological process: regulation of signal transduction. NCBI's taxonomy places the organism in Eukaryota, Viridiplantae, Chlorophyta, Trebouxiophyceae, Coccomyxaceae. The record is from RefSeq and is a predicted model, not a curated record. The coding region runs from base 97 to 756 and encodes 219 amino acids. The transcript has 5 exons. Gene Ontology annotation, molecular function: protein phosphatase inhibitor activity.
ACGAAAUGCUUAUAAGAAAGCCUCGCUGCACUUUGGAAGCGAUCGGUGCUGAAUAUUGUUUGCUGAAGGUACCAGACAUUACGGAUUGUCUCCGGCAUGGAGCAAACCACAGACAAACUCUGCAUUCCUGGACAUGAUGACCCAGCAGAUAUCAGUGCAACUCGCUCUUCAAAAAGCAUACAUUGGGACGAGGCAAACUUAGAAGAGAACGAGAAAAUAAAAGCAGAACUUAUGCCUACGAAGAUCAAUGAGCCAAAGACUCCUUAUCAUGCACCUCUCGGGGAGAGCGAUGAUCCUGACGAAGGUGCUGCAGACAUGGCGCCUCUGACUCUGGAGGAUGAUUAUGCACGAACCCCUGCCGGUAGCCUGUCCAGGUCAUCGGCGGACAGGACAAGAAACACCGCGCACAUAACAAUCGCAGAGGCGUCCACGCGGUUGGAGGAGACUCGGAGGCAGGAGGCAGCAGAGCCAUCCAUGUCAAGGUCCAGCGGCGGGUACUCCAGCGGCCCAGACCGGGGCUAUUCCAGUGGGGCAGAGCGGUGCGGCUACACCAGCAGCGAUGGCGAGGGGCUGACCUCGGAGGCCAAGAGCCUCAAGCGGAGGCGCUUUGAGCAGCACCGCAAGCAGCACUACAACAUGAAGGCCGCCCUCCAAACGGGGAAGAAACUGGCGGAGCAGGAUCUGACAAUGGCAGGUGUCAUCGAUGGUCAAGGGGCAACAUCAAAACGCAUGGGAAUGCCUGAAGGCUUGAAAUGAUCCUUGCAGAGUAUAGCUGUCAUGUGCCGUGCCAAGCUGUCCAUGCUUAUCUGAAAAAGCCCUCUUGGAGCGGAGAGCUGAGCAAGUCUGACAAGCUGCACAUAAACGCUGUACAUUAGUAUUACGUGCGCUUUUUAUGCCAGCGAGUCUCACAUGUGCAUAAGGACCUCUGCCUGGUGUCUGUUGCAGUCUGGCGCUCCAGAGGCUUUCAAUAUGUGAUCUAGAAUGUUGAAUACUCGACUUGCAGAAUUAUUAAAGACCAAAUCAAUGUGUCUUACACGGGUGGUGACAUGUAACCAGAAAUUAAAGGUGCUCACUC